Messenger RNA from Salvia splendens (bonfire salvia), 1754 nucleotides. RefSeq names its product berberine bridge enzyme-like 8. The coding region runs from base 27 to 1652 and encodes 541 amino acids. The record is from RefSeq and is a predicted model, not a curated record. The transcript has a single exon. Gene Ontology annotation, molecular function: FAD binding; oxidoreductase activity. NCBI's taxonomy places the organism in Eukaryota, Viridiplantae, Streptophyta, Magnoliopsida, Lamiales, Lamiaceae.
CAUCACUCACAAAUAAACUAAAAAUCAUGAAAACUCCAUCUAUCUAUUCUCUUACUUUUGUAACACUUGCUGUCAUAUUGUUAUGCCCAUCGACAACCUUUGCCGAUAAACAUAAUGAUUUUCUAAAAUGCCUCAAACACGAAUUCCACAACUACUCCUCAAUUUCCAACCUUGUUUACACUCAAACUAACUCAUCUUUCACUACAAUCCUACAAUCAUCCAUAAAAAACCUAAGAUUCUCAACACCAACCACACCUAAACCGCAAGUGAUUAUAACCCCGGACCACGAGUCCCAAAUCCCGCCUCUCAUAUACUGUGCCAAACAGAGCGGAUUAGAGAUCAGAACCCGAAGUGGGGGCCACGACUAUGAAGGCUUAUCAUACGUGUCACAAGUCCCGUUCGUGAUCAUUGAUUUGAUCAAUCUCAGCGAAAUAACAGUCGACGUCGAGAAUAAAACCGCAUGGGUGGGGGGUGGCGCAACACUCGGUUCUUUAUACUACAGGAUCGCAGAGAAAAGCCCGGUCCUCGGGUUUCCCUCCGGCCUUUGCUCGUCCGUAGGAGUCGGUGGGCACAUCAGCGGAGGAGGCUACGGCCAACUGCUGAGGAAAUACGGCCUCGCAGGAGAUAACGUCAUCGAUGCAAGAAUAGUCAACGCCAACGGCAGAAUUCUCGACAGGGAGUCAAUGGGCGAGGAUCUGUUCUGGGCUAUCCGAGGAGGCGGAGCUGCUAGCUUCGGCGUUGUCGUCGCCUGGAAGGUACAGCUGGUGGAUGUUCCAGAAACAGUCACUAUCUUCAGAAAAAGGUGGACUCUGGAACAGAACGCGACUCAAAUCCUCCACCGCUGGCAAUACGUGGCGCCAGUGGUGGACCGGGAUUUGUUCAUCGGAGUCACCGCAAACAGGGUGAACACCACCGUUGUUGCCUCCUUCUUUUCUCUGUUUCUCGGCGGCGCCGACAGGCUAAUUUCCCUGAUGCAAGAGCAAUUCCCGGAGCUCGGGCUAGCGAGAGAAGACUGCGUCGAGACGAGAUGGAUCCAAGCCGCCGUCAGCUUCGCCGGUUACCCCGUCAACACGCCGCCGGAAGUUCUGCUAAACAGAAGCCAAGUUGCCACUGUGGAAUACCACAAAAUGAAAUCAAACUACGUUCAGACACCUGUCCCCGAAUCCGGCUUCGAAGGCGUGUGGAGAUAUCUGUACGAAGCGGAGCCGGUCGGGAAGGGAUACAUCAUCUUGAUUCCAUACGGCGGAAAAAUGGCGGAGAUUUCCGAAUCCGCCACUCCUUUUCCUCACAGAGCUGGAAACCUCUACUCAUUCAGUCACUAUAUCUCUUGGGGAGAAGGCGAGAAUUCGGAUUCGGAAAGCUACAUAAGCUGGUCGAGGAGCCUUUACGACUACCUGACCCCUUAUGUGUCGAGUUCCCCGAGGUCUUCGUAUCUCAACUACAGAGAUCUCGACCUCGGGGUCAACAACGUUGUCGGUGAGACGAGCUAUGCGCAAGCGAGUGUUUGGGGGAAGAAAUAUUUCAAGGAUAAUUUCGAUCGUCUUGUUAAGGUGAAAACGAUGGUGGAUCCGCGUAAUUUCUUCAGAAACGAGCAGAGCAUUAUCCCUAACAAGUCUAAGAGAAAUGGUCGCCUAUUUCAUGUUGACAAGUAGUGAUUGUGAUUGUUAUUUUAUUUUCUUUUCUUGCAAAAAAUAAUGAUGUUGAUUGUAUUUGUAUGUUCUUAAUGUUUUAAUAAACGGAACGGGCUUCGUAUA